This is a messenger RNA of Camelina sativa (false flax), 1420 nucleotides long. RefSeq names its product RING-H2 finger protein ATL51. The record is from RefSeq and is a predicted model, not a curated record. Gene Ontology annotation, biological process: protein ubiquitination. Gene Ontology annotation, molecular function: transferase activity. NCBI's taxonomy places the organism in Eukaryota, Viridiplantae, Streptophyta, Magnoliopsida, Brassicales, Brassicaceae.
CAAAACCAAUAACCUCUACUAGAAGCUUUCAUGAACAUAAAUUUAUUAAAAAUAAUCUCCUUAUUAAUUACUAAAUUAACUCAACAAAAACAAAAGAGACAAUUACUAGACAAGCCAGACCCCAAAGAUAGAGAAGAGAAGAGAGGAACACUUCACCUCCUUCUUCCUCUCUCUCUCUCUCUUGAAGGACCUAAACAACAACAACAAUGGGAUCAACAGGAAACCCUAAUCCAUGGGGAACAUACGAUUCAUACAGAGACUGUUCACAAGGAGUAUGCAGUGUCUAUUGCCCUCAAUGGUGUUACGUCAUCUUCCCUCCUCCUCCUUCCUUCUACCUCGACGACGAAGACGACUCUUCCUCCUCUGAUUUCUCCCCUCUCCUCAUCGCUCUUAUCGGCAUCCUCGCUAGCGCCUUCAUCCUCGUCAGCUACUACACUCUCAUCUCCAAAUACUGCCACCGCCGCCGCCAAAACUCCUCCUCCUCCUCCUCCUCCUCAGCCGCAGCUAUCAUCAACACAGACCACGGAAGAAUCUCAUCCGAUUACACCACGUGGCAAGAAGCUACGAAUCCGAAUCAAGCGAUCGGCGACGGGCUCGACGAGUCUCUGAUUAAAUCGAUUACGGUUUACAAAUACAAAAAGAUUGACGGAUUCGUCGAAUCUUCGGAUUGCUCUGUUUGUUUAAGCGAGUUCCAAGAGAACGAGAGCUUGAGACUUUUACCUAAAUGCAACCACGCCUUUCACGUCUCUUGUAUCGACACGUGGUUGAAGUCUCACUCUAAUUGUCCUCUCUGCCGCGCUUUCAUCGCCGGCGCUGAGAUCGUCGUCGUGACAGAUCAACCGAUCGAUGUAGAGAACAAUACGGAUGAUGAUCCCGUCGUUGUUGUUAACUUAGAUCUGGAAAAUUCCAGAUCUCGGAAUGAGACGGUUGGUGGUAGUAACGGCGGAUCGACGCCGAAACCGCCGGAGAUGCGGGAGUCUAGAGACGGAGGAGAUGAGGAUGUGAGUCGUAGAUCGAACUCAGGCGUUGCCGUGGUGUCGAUCGCUGAUAUAUUGAGGGAGAUUGAAGACGAGGAGGAAUCAGCGGGUGUGGGAACUUCUCGGCGGGUGGAAGAAGGUGAAGAAGGAGAGAAGACUCCUCCGCCUUCGGGAUCGGCGGCGAAUCAAACGAAUGGGAUUUCGAAUUUUCUGGUGAGGAGUUCAAUGGCGGCGAUGAAGAGAUCUGUUUACGAUAGAGCCAAAAAUUACCGUUUACCAAAUUAAAGUUAAAAAAAAAAAAAAAACAAAACAAAACAAAAGAUUAAAAUUAGGAAAUUUGAGUUUUUGUUAAAAAAAAAAAAUUUGUAAAAGGGAAUUGUAAGAUCAAAAGAGUUUUGAAUUUACCGCCCAAAUAUUCUUAAUUAUUUAGUUUAAAUUUAUUU